Molecule: messenger RNA, 1287 nt
Organism: Uranotaenia lowii
Lineage: Eukaryota; Metazoa; Arthropoda; Insecta; Diptera; Culicidae
Exons: 1
Coding region: 1-1287 (428 amino acids)
Source: RefSeq, a predicted model, not a curated record
AUGGCGGAGAAGAAGAUGAAGGCAAAGGAGCUGAAACGGAAAAACAUCCUGGAUUCAAUGCAUCGCAUCCAAGACUUCCUGACGAAUUACGACGAGGAGCGGGACAUGAACGAGGUAGCGAUACAUCUGGCCCGACUUGAUAACCUGAUGGAAACUUUCGAAGCGAUCCAAGGAGAAUAUGAAACGUACGACGAUGAACCAGAAUUUGCUGCGGCUAAUGCGAAGGUAAGGGCAAGGGUGGAAGAGCAGUACUUUAGGGUAAAAGGUGGUCUCGUAAGCAAGGUUCCUCCCCUUCCUUCCAUCUCAACCAAUCCAUUAAACCAGCAAGGUGCCCCGGCAAUUGCUCAUGUAACCGGUGUGAAACUUCCCACUAUCGAAUUGCCUAAAUUUGACGGUGACCUGAAUGAAUGGUUAACAUUUCGCGAUUCCUUUUCAUCACUGAUUCACUCGUCGCCAGAAAUCCCAUGCAUCCAAAAGUUUCAGUACCUCCGAUCUGCUUUGCGAGGUGACGCGCUAAAACUCAUUGAAUCCUUAACCAUCACCGCAAACAACUACGCGGUAGCUUGGGAAGCACUCCUCAACCGCUACUCCAACACAUACUUACUAAAAAAGAAACACUUGCAAGCUCUAAUUGUCCACUCGAAGGUCUCGGGAAAAUCCGCUGCUGGUUUACGCGCUGUUGUAGAGGAUUUCCAACGGCAUGUCAAAAUACUCAACCAAUUAAAUGAACCAACCGCGCAUUGGGGCAGUCUAUUGGUUCAACUACUGUGUUCUCGAAUCGACGAUUAUACCCUGAAGGAAUGGGAAGAAUUUGUCUCUGCUAACCACGAACCAACUUAUGAAAACCUCAUCGAAAUAUUAACCCGUAAAAUCCGGACUCUAGAAUCCCUUCACAUUUCGGCUGAGCAGUCCACUUCUUCUUCCCAAGCAAAGCACAAUCUCCCUGUCAGGCAAACUAAACCCCAAAAUCCUACAUCGUCGAAAAUCAACUCCUAUACUGCAGUGGAACGGUACCAAUCUGAAUGCCUAGCUUGCCGCGAUUAUCAUCCUUUGGUGAGAUGUCCGGUGUUUGAAAAGAUGCAGCUUAAAGAUCGAUUGAACCUGGUUAACUCGAAGCGGAUUUGUAGCAAUUGCUUCAGGGGAAACCACUUCGCCCGGAAUUGUCAAUCCAACUUCUCCUGCAAGCAUUGUCAAAAACGCCACCACUCUUUAUUGCAUCCCGGGUUCGAUGCACCAGUAUCGAACAACAAUCCAAAUUCCAGCGGCUCACAAAUCCGAACAGCCUAG